UUCCGGUUUCCGCUCUUGGGGUUUAACUCACGUACCCAGACUGCCGGCCGUCGUUGGGCUCCUGCGGGCUUCUGAUGGAGGGGCCGGUCCUCUGCGAGGACGCAGCAGGAUCAAGAGCAGCCUCCACCCCUAACCAAAGAUCAAAAGCUAUGAAACUACUGAAUUUGUGUCUUACAUCACAUGGGGAAAGCAAAGAAGCAUAAAAAAGCGCCCAGAUCUAGGCAAUUCUGACUGUCAUCAUGGGUAUCCGAGGACUAAUGACGUUAGUGGAAGACCAUACUAAUGAGUUCUUUACUGAUUUAAAACUGCAGAACACAAAAAUUAUCAUUGAUGGGUAUUCUCUUUUCCACCAUCUUUGCUUCAAUUCAAACUUGGAGCUCCGGUAUGGAGGGGACUAUGAUUCUUUUGCAGAAGUUGUACAGAAGUUCUUUGAAUCACUGUUUACUUGUAAUAUAUGUCCAUAUGUGGUAUUAGAUGGAGGAUGUGACAUUUCAGAUAAAAAGCUUACAACCAUAAAGGAUCGAGCUAGAGAGAAGAUCCAGACAGCCCAUUCCCUUUCCAUUGGUGGGGGAGGGUGUGUGUGUCCCUUACUCAUCCGAGAAGUGUUCAUACAGGUUUUGAACAAACUGCAAGUAAGUUUUGUCCAGUGCUUUUCAGAAGCAGAUCGAGACAUCAUGACCCUUGCCAAUCAUUGGAACUGCCCAGUGUUGUCAUCAGAUAGUGACUUUUGCAUUUUUGACCUGAAAAGUGGGUUUUGCCCAUUAAAUAGCUUUCAGUGGAGAAAUAUGAAUACUGUUAAGGGCACACAGAACUACUAUAUACCUGCCAAAUGCUUUUCCCUUGAUGCAUUCUGCCAUUACUUCAGCAAUAUGAACAAAGCUCUGCUUCCUCUCUUUGCGGUGUUGUGUGGAAACGACCAUAUUAAUCUGCCCAUCAUGGAGACAUUCUUAAGUAAAGUAUGUCUUCCUCCUAAAGCUACUAGUUCUAAGGGGAGGAGACACCACCGGGUUCUAGGACUGCUAAAUUGGCUCUCUCAUUUUGCCAACCCUGCUGAGGCACUAGAUACUGUUCUGAACUUCCUCCCAAAAAAGGAUCGAGGAAAUGUUAAGGAACUUCUCUGCUGUUCCAUGGAAGAAUACCAGCACUCCCAGGUGAAGCUACAGGACUUCUUCCAAUAUGGUGCUUACGUCUGUCCAGAUACGUUGGAGCUGGGUUUACCAGAAUGGGUUCUUGUGGCUUUAGCCAAAGGCCAGCUGUCUCCUUUAAUCAGUGAUGGUCUGGUGCUAAGACGGACCAUUCUUCAUACCCAGGUAGAAAACAUGCAGCGACCAAAUGCCCACAGAGUAUCUCAGCCCAUCCGGCAAGUCAUCUAUGGGCUUCUUUUGAAUGUUUCAUCAGAUCCAGAAAACAUGCUCUGGAAUGCAUUGCCUCCACGGCCUGUAGCUUUCAGUGAAGUGGAAAGGAUUGAUAAAAAUAUCAAAACGUCAAUUGUUAAUGCAGUAAAACCGCCCAAGGAUCAUUCUGAUUUGAGCAAACUGACCGAGCUCCCCUUGGCUAAGAGGCAGAUGCUUCUGUUAGAAACCCUGAAGGUCAAAGAGACCAUCCUGGAGCCAAUCCCUGCCUCUUUCAAGUUGCCCAUUGCUGUCAGUUGCUACUGGUUACAACACAUAGAGGCCAAAAUAAAGCUACACCAUCUACAAGCAUUACUGCUGGGCAUGCUGAUGGGGCCCUUGCAUGCCAUCAUCAACAGCCCUGGGAAGGAAGAUGUGUGGGCAGGUGGUGCUAAGAUGUUGUGUGAAGAGCUCCAAAGGGUGAAGGAAACACAGCCAGGCCCGAGAAUGGAUUUAGACACAGCUCACGCCUUCUGUCAGUGGCAAAGCUGCCUCCAGAUGGGGAUGUACCUCAACCAGCUGCUGGCCACUCCUCUUCCAGAGCCAGACCUAACUCGACUGUACAGUGGAAGCCUGGUGCACGGACUCUGCCAGCGACUGCUAUCCUUGACCUCAGUAGAAAGCCUUCUGAGCAGGUGUCCUGAGGCCAAGCAACUUUAUGAACGUCUGUUCAGUGCCACAAGGUCAUAUGCCCCGGCUGAGUUAUUCCAACCAAAGGGUAAAUCAAAUUCAAAAAAAAGGAGGAAGGAAAAGAACAGAGUGGGAACCACCUCAGACAGGAGGUGUUGGUACGAGGGAAGCAAUCGGUUCCGGCUGUUAAUGGUUGAAAACUCUGAGGAGAAUAGUGAGGGCCACCAAGCUUGAAUAGACUCAGUUUGCAUCAAAUCAAAUGUGUAAAUAUAUGUAUAUAAUUCUACCUGAAAUUGUUCUCUCAACCUCUCUUGAAACUAUUAACUUUACUUUUUUAGGACUAACCUGUUAGGGGAUAAACAUGGUAACAGAUAAUCUUUGAAUUCCAAGAUAUUUUAUAUUGUACUUUUAAUAAAUGCAAACUGAUUUAAGAAA
Messenger RNA from Castor canadensis (American beaver), 2456 nucleotides. RefSeq names its product asteroid homolog 1 (gene Aste1). The record is from RefSeq and is a predicted model, not a curated record. Lineage: Eukaryota; Metazoa; Chordata; Mammalia; Rodentia; Castoridae. Gene Ontology annotation, molecular function: nuclease activity.